Wallemia ichthyophaga EXF-994 is the source of this 1743-nucleotide messenger RNA. Its product is annotated as DNA cross-link repair 1A protein. Gene Ontology annotation, molecular function: damaged DNA binding; 5'-3' DNA exonuclease activity. The transcript has a single exon. The coding region runs from base 1 to 1743 and encodes 580 amino acids. Gene Ontology annotation, biological process: protection from non-homologous end joining at telomere; double-strand break repair via nonhomologous end joining; interstrand cross-link repair. The record is from RefSeq and is a predicted model, not a curated record. NCBI's taxonomy places the organism in Eukaryota, Fungi, Basidiomycota, Wallemiomycetes, Wallemiales, Wallemiaceae.
AUGGAUCUCCCGGUUUGCCCAUUUUGCCCGGUUUGCAAUCUAGAUUUGUCCAAUCACGAUCAACCAGCUGCAAAUCACCACGUGAACCGAUGCCUGGAUGGUGGCUAUGAUGCUGUGGCUGUGGCUGAUAAGCAGCUAGAGAACAACCAAGUACAAGACAAGCGAUUAUCCCCCUCGCCCACUCCUCCCCCGCCACCCGCGAAGAAGAAAAAGAUAUCUGCAUUCAACGUGCUCAUGUCAUCCAAUAACCCCGAAGAGAAGGCAGAUGCGGAGGCAGACGCACAAUCACAGCCACGCCAACCGCGCCAACCUCCUUUCUACAAGAUACUCCAAGGAAUGCCCAUCGCCGUUGACGCGUUCGCGUACUCGUCCAUCCCCAAUAUCACAGCCUACUUCCUCACACACGCCCACAGCGACCAUUAUCAGUCACUAUCCAAGAACUGGAGUGGUGGUCCGAUAUACUGCUCCGAGAUUACGGCCGAGCUCGUCCACCACAUAACAAGCGUCAAGCGAGAGUACCUCCGCCCGCUCUCACUCAACACUGCACACACCAUCCCAGGCACGAAUGGCGUCACCGCGACCCUUAUCGACGCAAACCACUGCCCCGGUUCUUGCAUUAUUGUCUUCGAGGGUAGGCAGACAGUCGAUGCUGCGCCAUCCACUUUCACUUCCCCGUGGAUCGGCAGCAGCCGCUCUUUCAAAUACCUCCAUUGCGGCGAUUUCAGGGCCAGUCCCAGACACAUACGCCAUCCCGCCAUCGCUCGGUCAAAAUUCGACAUUAUCUACUUAGACACCACCUACCUCAAUCCCACCUACUCCUUCCCUCCACAGCCACUCGUUAUUGAUGCCUGCCGCGACCUCGUCCUCGCGAAUUUACGGGGUGAGAUGCGAGUGAAUAGCCUGAUGCAGCCAAACAGCUCAAUGCUCGACAUGAUCAAGGGUGGCUGGAAGAAGCUGAGUGGUGCUCCUGAGCAAGAUGAGCAUGGUGAGUACGUGACAGAUGAAAAACCAUCCAGUGGUGAAAAUAAAAGUGAAAAUGAAAAUAUUCACCCACAUACUCUCCCCAACGAUGUCCUCGUUGUGGUCGGCACCUAUUCCAUCGGCAAGGAGCGGAUAGUAAAGGCGAUUGCUCAUGCCCUCAAUUCCAAAGUAUACGCCGAUAAGCGGCGACAAGCGCUUCUGCGCAACGAGCGCGACAGCGACCUCGAUGCUCUCCUCACUUCCGACCCUUACGCUGCUCAAGUGCACAUUCAGGGUCUGGGUGGGGUAACUAUUGCCGCGCUUCCCGACUACAUAUCCAGAUUCAACGGGCGCUUUUCGCGCGUAAUCGGCAUUAAGCCGACCGGCUGGACGUACAGCGGGGGCGGAAGGGGCGGCAAGAGCGAAAGCAGUAGUGGGAGUGGGUCGGCAAGUGAUAGCAAGUCGCCGUCCAUCGACCUCCUCCUUAAACAAGACCUCAGCAGGUGGGACACGUACACGCACAAACACAUUCACAGCACACGCGGCUCUAACGAUUACGUUAGCUGCUAUGGCGUACCUUACUCGGAACAUUCAUCUUUCACGGAACUCACUUGCUUCGCUCUCUCCAUUGACCACACGCGCAUCAUCGCCACUGUCAACAAUGCAAAGCCGGCGAGUCGCCUGCGAAUGAAAAAUUGGUUCGACGCUUGGUUGCUUGAGCGGAGGAAGAGAUGCGAAAGAGGUGAGUAUAGUGUUGAAGCACGCAGUGAAAACUUUUGGUAG